CCUGCUCAUUUAUUAUAUUAUUAUUACUAUUUUUAUUCUUCUGCUCUUGUUCAAUUAUUUUAACUCAGCUCAGCUUCUGAUCAUUCUUAGAGGGUCACAGAAAAAACCAUGGGAGGAGAAAAGCAGGUCACCACAAUGGUGCUGAAGGUGGAUCUUCAGUGCUGCAAAUGCUACAAGAAGGUCAAAAAAAUACUCUGUAAAAUCCCUCACAUACAAGACCAGAUAUACGAUGAGAAGAAUGACACAGUCACAAUCAAAGUGGUAUGUUGCAGUCCUGAAAAGAUCAAGGAAAAGAUUAUUUGCAAAGGAGGCGACACCAUUAAAUGCAUCGAGAUAAAAAAGCCGCCUCCGAUACCUAAACCACCAGCAGAUAAGAAGCCUCCUCCUAAACCACAACCAGACCAGAAGCCGCCUCCUUGUCCUCCUGAACCUAAACCACAACCAGACCAGAAGCCUCCGGAACCUAAACCACCAUGUCAGAAGCCACCUCCUCCUCCUCCGCCGGCGUUGGUUCCGAUCGGAGUAUGUUGUCAGCAAUGUUACUGUGGGUAUCCUGGUGGGCCAUGCUUUCCCGGCCAUGGUGGGCCACCACCAUGUUACCAAUACGAUUGGUAUUGUGGAAGGCCAGUCUUUGAUAGCUGGGGCGGUGGAAGGAGUUGCUAUACGAGCCACUGUGAUACCCAAGGAUGCACAAUCAUGUAGAUCAAUUUUUAAGUUUUGUUAGCUUCACUAGUUAUUCUCUUCUUAAUUACCACUUAUAUAUACAAGUGCUGGAAUGUCGAUUAUUAUUAUUAUUACUAUAUGUAUAAGAUAGAAGGGAAAAUACUAGAAAAGAUUACAAUAACAAAGAAAUAUGGUUGUUUAUUGUGAUGGCGGAGGAGUUACACUUUUUGUAACAAAAAACUAAGUGAAGCUUCCAUCAAUCAUUGCUCAAUUUA
Messenger RNA from Ziziphus jujuba (common jujube), 938 nucleotides. Its product is annotated as protein PYRICULARIA ORYZAE RESISTANCE 21-like. The record is from RefSeq and is a predicted model, not a curated record. Bases 109 to 702 code for a protein of 197 amino acids. The transcript has 3 exons. Gene Ontology annotation, molecular function: metal ion binding. Lineage: Eukaryota; Viridiplantae; Streptophyta; Magnoliopsida; Rosales; Rhamnaceae.